Messenger RNA from Monodelphis domestica (gray short-tailed opossum), 795 nucleotides. The record is from RefSeq and is a predicted model, not a curated record. Lineage: Eukaryota; Metazoa; Chordata; Mammalia; Didelphimorphia; Didelphidae.
UCAGUCAGAGAAGAAAUGUGUACCAUAUCAACUUACUGUGACCUAGGAAAGGCUGCCCAGGAUGUCUUCAACAAAAGAUAUGGAUUUGGCAUGGUUAAAAUAGCUCUUAGAAUCAGAUCUUCCAGUGGAGUGGAAUUUUCCGCAUCUGGUCAUUCAUAUACUGAUACAGGGAAAGCUUCAGGUAACUUGGAAACAAAGUACAAGAUCUGUGAUUAUAGGCUUACCUUCAUUCAAAAAUGGAACACAGACAAUACCCUGGGGACAGAAAUCAGCAUGGAGAAUAAAUUGGCUGACGGUUUGAAGCUGACUCUUGACACCAUAUUUGUACCAAACACAGGCAAAAAGAGUGGUAAAUUAAAGGCCUCCUAUAGACGAGAGUGUUUCAGUCUUGGUGGAAAUGUUGACAUUGACUUCUCUGGACCGACCAUCUAUGGCUGGGCUGUAUUGACUUAUAAAGGAUGGCUUGUUGGCUAUCAAAUGAGUUUUGAUACAGCCAAAUCCAAACUAUCUCAGAAUAAUUUUGCCCUGGGUUAUAAAGGUGCUGACUUCCAGCUGCAUACACAUGUGAAUGAUGGCACUGAAUUUGGAGGGCCAAUCUACCAAAAAGUUAGUGAGAAGAUUGAAACUUCGAUAAAUCUUGCUUGGACAGCUGGCAGUAGCAACACCUGUUUUGGCAUUGCUGUUAAGGAUAAGCUAGAUCACAAAACUUCUCUAUCUGGUAAAGUGAAUAAUGCCAGCCUUAUUGGACUUGGUUAUAUUCAGACACACCGAACUGGCAUAAAAUUAAUGCUUUAA